Penicillium arizonense is the source of this 1116-nucleotide messenger RNA. RefSeq lists its product as uncharacterized. The transcript has 8 exons. The record is from RefSeq and is a predicted model, not a curated record. Lineage: Eukaryota; Fungi; Ascomycota; Eurotiomycetes; Eurotiales; Aspergillaceae. Gene Ontology annotation, biological process: reciprocal meiotic recombination; meiotic DNA double-strand break formation; meiotic DNA double-strand break processing. The coding region runs from base 1 to 1116 and encodes 371 amino acids. Gene Ontology annotation, cellular component: nuclear chromosome. Gene Ontology annotation, molecular function: DNA binding; ATP binding; DNA topoisomerase type II (double strand cut, ATP-hydrolyzing) activity.
AUGGCUCAGCCAUUAGCCACUGGAUGCCUGGAUGGAGGAGACAGUCGAGAUUCCACAGUCCGAGCAUACAUCGACAACACACUCACAGCCCUGGUCCAUGAGCUCUCACUAUCCCCAGCGGAAGCACGCCCAUCAAUCACCCUCAAGCGCAGAGCCAAUCCAGCAGCCUGCAUUAUCAACCCCAACAACGGGGCGCUAGAAGCAAGCCCCAGAGUCGAAACAUACAAGACGUACUCUUGGCCAGGGAAGACAGCGUUUGAGGCCUGGAAGUUCACUGUAACUCUUCGAAUCCUGGCUAUUAUUGACAAAGCUAUUCGGACUGGUCAGUUGAUCUCCAAAAGAGAUAUAUACUAUAUCGACCCUCAAUACUUUCGCUCUCAGCGAACGGUUGACGGUGUCAUUGAUGACCUUGUUUACACUAUCGGCGUGGACAGAGCUGCGUUGAACGUGGAAGCAGCAGCAAAGGGCCUGAUAGCUGGGUGCUUUCGUUUAAUUCGCGAUUCGCGGGUCGUGGUCGAUGCCCAGUCUGCCACUGAGGACACUCUGAUCCCUCGCAUUGAGGCGGGCGAUGAGAUCGACAUCGCCCGAGUCCGAUGGGUACUCGUCAUUGAGAAAGAGGCAGUCUUCCACCGGCUCACACGCAGCAACUACCACAGCAGAGCAAUAGCCGGGGAAGGAAUCCUGGUCACGGGCAAAGGAUACCCGGAUCUAUCGACCCGAGAAUUCCUACACAAACUCUCAAAUGCCGCAUCCAGCCAAAACAGACCCCCUCCCCGUUUCUACGGCCUCACUGACGGCGACCCGCACGGCAUGGCUAUCUUUUCAACAUACAAGUACGGGUCCGCAGCACACGUACACGAGAAUGCUCGACUGAGUCUCCCUCGACUACAGUGGCUGGGCGUCCGAGUGACAGAUAUCAUAGCCGUCCCUGAUGCGCCGGGCGACAAGGCUCUUCUCUCGUUGACGACACGAGACCGGGGGAAGAUUGUUGCGAUGCUUCGGAAUAGCCCUGUUUGGGCGAGUGAUGGGCCUGAGCCGGAAGGGCGGGUUGAAUUGCAGCGGAUGCUGGUGUUGAAUUUGAAGGCUGAGAUUGAGGUUUUGUAUGAAACAUUUUAG